Messenger RNA from Callithrix jacchus (white-tufted-ear marmoset), 6840 nucleotides. NCBI's taxonomy places the organism in Eukaryota, Metazoa, Chordata, Mammalia, Primates, Cebidae. The record is from RefSeq and is a predicted model, not a curated record.
GGACAGCGUUCCAAGGCAGUUCCAUAAAGACUUUGCUCAUCGGAGCCGACAUAGCGCAGCAAACUUAACUACACUAAUAUCCAGCCCACACUCAGAUAACACACUUACAAAGAUAGCAUGGACACAGUCAUCUUGGAUACUGUGUUUUUCAGAAUAAAUGUUCUGUUGUUGUUUUUUCUGGGUUUGCUAAUUGUGUGGUCUUGGGCAAGUACGUUCAUCUCUGAACCUCUGUUUUCUCAACUAUGUAAUGGGUUGCUGUGAGGAUUAAUGAGUUAAUACAUAAAGUGCUUAGAACAGUCUCUGGCAGAUAGUAAGAGCUUAGUAAAUGUAAGCUGUUAUCAGUAUUUUCCCAGGUGUAAAUGUGUUUGACUAGGCAUUAUUAUUAUUUGAAUUCCUGCUGACAUCUAGUGAUCAUUACAUUCUUCUCUAGUUCUUCACAAAGCAUUUGCUUCAUUAUUUUAUAUUUGUAGUUUCUGAAAUUUGCUUUCCUGCUUCUCUAGCCCCCAGAACUUGAAGCAGCUCUACAGAUCUCCAGGCCAUGAUUAUAUUUGUCUUUUUGAGCUCUUUCUCCAGGAUUAUGGGAGUCAGCUUUGUGAUUACAUUUGCAAAUUGCUUUAGUAGUAUGGAAUGGGUUGCAUCUGGGCCCAGAGACUCAAACUCACAUAAAGUAGUUACAGUCUCUUGGUCAUGAGGCUCAGGUGUCAGUUUUCAGUGGCUUUCUGCAGUUUUCAUUUAAAACUGUUGGAGAAGAUAAGCAAAAUACAAGUUGAGCCAUCUGUCUUUCUGUGUGAUUUCUCAACCUUAGCACCAGCCUCUGAGCAAUGACUCUUAGUUCCUUGUUCUGUUGGAGAAAUAGUGUAUUACGGUGGAGACAGCACUGAGUAGGAGAGUAUGAACCUGGCUUCUAAUUCCUGCUCCACCUGUUAAUAGCCACGAGCUGCUGGGCAAGUUGCAUUACCACGUUGUGCUUCGAUUUUCUUGUCUACAAAAGAGAUAUUUACCCUGUUGACUUUCAAAGAGGUAUCACAAGGCUGACUACAUAUCAGAAAGCAUCAAUUUUCUUGAUGGACCCAUUCAUCUGAUGAAAUAUGCCUAUACUAUUUUAAAAAGCUUUGUACUUCAUCAUACAAAAGUUCCCCCACCUCCAGAAUGAAAAUGAGGACAUUUGAGGAGAUGAUUUAAGGUGUGGACAUUUGAGAAGUGUCCUGUGGAAUUAGUAAACCAAAGCAAAAGUACUGAAUUGAUUAAUCCAAAACACUUACUGUUUUUUUUUAAACAAAGAGUAUUUCAUCUUGACAGAAAAACAACUCGUAUUCAAUAUGUAUUUUCUCAAAUUAAGGAGACCAGAACAAACUGAAAGGAAAAUAGAUUCGUAAAUAAGCUCCGUCAACUCUCUUCUGCUAAGGAUAGCUUAGUGAUGUUAAAUCCUUUACAAAUCCCUGGCUGUCUUCCUACAGACAAGACUGUUUUUUGAUGUGACUGAUAUCAAGAGAAGUACGACCUUUUAUGCAUUCAACUCAUUGAUAAAACUUACCGUCAUCGGCAUGAGUGGCUUAAAAGAGGAAAUGAAGAAGCUUUCAACUAAAUCCAAAAGUGCAGUCAUUUUCUUUACUGCUGUUAUUUUUAAAACCUCUUCAUAACCAUUGAAAAAGAAUUGACGACUAUUUUAAAAGAUUAAAGAAAGGCAGAUGUCUGCAAAUAAUUCCCCUCCAUCAGCCCAGAAGUCUGUAUUAUCUCCAGCUAUUCCUGCUGUGCUUCCAACUGCUUCUCCGUGUUCAAGUCCUAAGACGGGACUCUCUGCCCGACUGUCUAAUGGAAGCUUCAGUGCACCAUCGCUCACUAACUCCAGAGGCUCAGUGCAUACAGUUUCAUUUCUACUACAAAUUGGCCUCACACGGGAGAGUGUUACCAUUGAAGCCCAGGAACUGUCUUUAUCUGCUGUCAAGGAUCUUGUGUGCUCCAUUGUUUAUCAAAAGUUUCCAGAGUGUGGAUUCUUUGGCAUGUAUGACAAAAUUCUUCUCUUUCGCCAUGACAUGAACUCAGAAAAUAUUUUGCAGCUGAUUACCUCAGCAGAUGAAAUACAUGAAGGAGAUCUAGUGGAAGUUGUUCUUUCAGCUUUGGCCACAGUAGAAGACUUCCAGAUUCGUCCACAUACUCUCUAUGUACAUUCUUACAAAGCUCCUACUUUCUGUGAUUAUUGUGGUGAGAUGCUCUGGGGAUUGGUACGGCAGGGACUUAAAUGUGAAGGUUGUGGAUUAAAUUAUCAUAAACGAUGUGCCUUCAAGAUUCCAAAUAACUGUAGUGGAGUAAGAAAGAGACGUCUGUCAAAUGUAUCUUUGCCAGGACCCGGCCUCUCAGUUCCAAGACCCCUACAGCCUGAAUAUGUAGCCCUUCCCAGUGAAGAGUCACAUGUCCACCAGGAACCAAGUAAGAGAAUUCCUUCUUGGAGUGGUCGCCCAAUCUGGAUGGAAAAGAUGGUAAUGUGCAGAGUGAAGGUUCCACACACAUUUGCUGUUCACUCUUAUACCCGUCCCACGAUAUGUCAGUACUGCAAGCGGUUACUGAAAGGCCUCUUUCGCCAAGGAAUGCAGUGUAAAGAUUGUAAAUUCAACUGUCAUAAACGCUGUGCAUCAAAAGUACCAAGAGACUGCCUUGGAGAGGUUACUUUCAAUGGAGAACCUUCCAGUCUGGGAACAGAUACAGAUAUACCAAUGGAUAUUGACAAUAAUGACAUAAAUAGUGAUAGUAGUCGGGGCUUGGAUGACACAGAAGAGCCAUCUCCCCCAGAAGACAAGAUGUUCUUCCUGGAUCCAUCUGAUCUUGAUGUGGAAAGAGAUGAAGAAGCCGUUAAAACAAUCAGUCCAUCAACAAGCAAUAAUAUUCCGCUAAUGAGGGUUGUACAAUCCAUCAAGCACACAAAGAGGAAGAGCAGCACAAUGGUGAAGGAAGGGUGGAUGGUCCAUUACACCAGCAGGGAUAACCUGAGAAAGAGGCAUUAUUGGAGGCUUGACAGCAAAUGUCUAACAUUAUUUCAGAAUGAAUCUGGAUCAAAGUAUUAUAAGGAAAUUCCACUUUCAGAAAUUCUUCGCAUAUCUUCACCACGAGAUUUCACAAACAUUUCACAAGGCAGCAAUCCACACUGUUUUGAAAUCAUCACUGAUACUAUGGUAUACUUCGUUGGUGAGAACAAUGGGGAUAGCUCUCAUAAUCCUGUUCUUGCUGCCACUGGAGUUGGACUUGAUGUAGCACAGAGCUGGGAAAAAGCAAUUCGCCAAGCCCUCAUGCCUGUUACUCCUCAAGCAAGUGUUUGCACUUCUCCAGGGCAAGGGAAAGAUCACAAAGAUUUGUCUAUGAGUAUCUCUGUAUCUAACUGCCAGAUCCAGGAGAAUGUGGAUAUCAGUACUGUUUACCAGAUCUUUGCAGAUGAGGUGCUUGGUUCAGGCCAGUUUGGCAUUGUUUAUGGAGGAAAACAUAGAAAGACUGGGAGGGAUGUGGCUAUUAAAGUAAUUGAUAAGAUGAGAUUCCCCACAAAACAAGAAAGUCAACUCCGAAAUGAAGUGGCUAUUUUACAGACAAUCAUAGUACAUCUGAAUAUUUGCUUAGUAAAACUGUUUCUCCGCUUAAGUUGGUCAUAUAAAUAUCCUGCGACCUCUCUUCAGAAUUUGCACCAUCCUGGAAUUGUAAACCUGGAAUGUAUGUUUGAAACCCCAGAACGAGUCUUUGUAGUAAUGGAAAAGCUGCAUGGAGAUAUGUUGGAAAUGAUUCUAUCCAGUGAGAAAAGUCGGCUUCCAGAACGAAUUACUAAAUUCAUGGUCACACAGAUACUUGUUGCUUUGAGGAAUCUGCAUUUUAAGAAUAUUGUGCACUGUGAUUUAAAGCCAGAAAAUGUGCUGCUUGCAUCAGCAGAGCCAUUUCCUCAGGUGAAGCUAUGUGAUUUUGGAUUUGCACGCAUCAUUGGUGAAAAGUCAUUCAGGAGAUCUGUGGUAGGAACUCCAGCAUACUUAGCCCCUGAAGUUCUCCGGAGCAAAGGUUACAACCGUUCUCUAGAUAUGUGGUCAGUGGGAGUCAUCAUCUAUGUGAGCCUCAGUGGCACAUUUCCUUUUAAUGAGGAUGAAGAUAUAAAUGACCAGAUCCAAAAUGCUGCAUUUAUGUACCCACCAAAUCCAUGGAAAGAAAUUUCUGGUGAAGCAAUUGAUUUGAUAAACAAUCUGCUUCAAGUGAAGAUGAGAAAACGUUAUAGUGUUGACAAAUCUCUUAGUCAUCCCUGGCUACAGGACUAUCAGACUUGGCUUGACCUUAGAGAAUUUGAAACUCGCAUUGGAGAACGUUACAUUACACAUGAAAGUGAUGAUGCUCGCUGGGAAAUACAUGCAUACACACAUAACCUUGUAUACCCAAAGCACUUCAUUAUGGCUCCUAAUCCAGAUGAUAUGGAAGAAGAUCCUUAAUCGCUGAGUUAACCUAAAUAAGGAAGGAUUUCACUUAAUGGACUGAUAUUUUGCUGUAAAACUUGUUAUUUGUAGGCUGUCAUCUGCAAGGAUGCAAAGAUAUGAGGAAAUAUGAUAAAGAAUCAGUGACACCAAUACUGUAGUCCAUACUGAGUAGGUACAGGAGGGAAACUGAAUAAUAAGAACUCAUAAUGGAAUCAAGGUGAAGCUUUUUAUAAACUUUUGUAGCCUAAGCAAUAACUGGUUUUGUAUUUUUUUUCUAAUCCUUCACUUUAGUGCAAUAGGGCCACUUAAUUUGUCUUCCCUUUCUGUUUUAUAUAUAUAUAUUUUUGUUGGUUGUUUGUUUUGUUUUUUAAGGAAAAACAAGUCAAGCUAGCAUCCAGUUACUAUAUAGCUUGGCUAAAUUAUACAAGACUUAACAAGAUUGAAUAAACAGGCUUGUAUUUAAGAGAUAACUGUGAGGCUACCAUUGUGAUCCUACUAUAAGGACUUUUAACAUUGGUUUAACCAACCAUAGAGGCAUUGAAGGGUUUUUCUUAGAUGCCUAGAAAAAGAGCAUUGUGCUGUUUCAUCUUUCUUUUUUAGGUCAGUCAAGACUUUAAAACAGUGACUCCUAACCUUUUGGGAGUUGCUCUGCUACUCUGAAUAUGUUCUAUACAACAUAAGGAUUGUUACCUUCUGUCUGUUGCAACAUCUUCUAAGAUAAUUAGGGAAAAAGGAUGUUACAAAGGAAGAGUACUGCUGGUCUAAGCACUGAGUUGUACGUCUUUUCAUAGCUCCACUCUACUGCUAAAUAUGCACGUUCUGACACCAUCCUGAUGCCAGUACUGGAUCUACCUUUCACCAUCAGCAGAUCUCAACUUUACACAAUGUAUCUCUAUGCCUAGGGUUCAAUAAUUUCUGCUUUUUAGCAGGGCCAGUGCAGGGUCAGUUAAUGCUACAGUUAUUGUAUAGCAAACAGUAUCCUUUCUUUUUUUUUUUUUUUCCCCUUCCCUUAGCCUAUGGAGGGCUUUGCAGAUACCUGGAGUGUUUUAAAAUCAAUUAUUUUAAUUAGUUUGGGGAAUGGAUAGGAGUGGAGCAUGAAACAGUUUAUAAGGCUAGAGCUGUAUUAUCAGUGCAGCAAAUUAAAGAAUGAAAGAAGUACUUUUUAUAUUUCAGCUCCAGCAGCGAGCUAUUUAAAAAAUAUUUUUAAAUAUCUUCCCCAGUUUAAGAUGUGGGACCAUCUACUUGUAAGAAACAGUGACUUUUUUCCUUUCUCCACUCUAACAAGAGUAAAAGAGCAAAACUUCUGCUCAAGCCUUGGAUCCAUUACUUGUUAGUUAUGUUGGCCUGGGCAGAUGGCAGUCUGUCUUCAGUUCCUCAUUCUGUAAAAUGAGAUUAUAAUUCUGCUUUUGUCACAGUGUUGCGGUGAAGAUCAGCUUUGUAUGAAUGUAGUCAAAUAAACUAAAAACUAGGAAAGUGUUAACUAUCAUUGCCCAGCAAAUUUGAGGUAGCAAAAGAAAAGAAUGUUCUUGUAUAUGAACAGACUGAGAAGGCCUUUAGAGAUCCCUGAAGCUACUCUCCGAUCUAGGACUAAAAAUACCCUUGAAAGAAUAGUAGCAAGCAUUAUGCAGUGCUCCUGUGUUCUAAGUUCUUUUAUGUUUUAGUUUACCCUCCCAACAGCCAUAGUGUUAAGUCAUUAUGAACUCCAUGUUAAGAAAAUUGAGGCAAGGGGAGAUUAACCUGCCAAAUUUCAGACAGUUAGUACAUGUAUUUUGGAGGUCAGCAGUAUGGCUCUAAUCUCCCUUAACCCUCCCAACCAUUAUGCCGUACUGUCUACCCAUAAAUGCCUCCAGGAAAUAUUCCCCUCUUGGUAAUAUGUCCUUCUAUAGAAGCUUCAAAGAUUAAACCAAAUUAAUUUUUUUUAAAAAUUUAGCAAUGUUACUUUCCCUAUGAUAGAGGAUGAUUUCCCAGUUUCACCGAAGUCUGUUUAUAUCAACACACCCAAAAUGAAAUAUUCUGAGUUGCUAGGCAAUCUACUUUGGUUUUACUACAUAAGGUGAAAAUUAACUGGAAUGAUGUUCGUUUGCUAAACUUAUAUAAUCAAACUUUACAAGCCAUGAAAUUAAUUGCACUCUUUGUAUUUGUUGUUAAAUGCCUAAGAAGUUUUCAAAAAAAUUUUGUAAAGGCACUGUUGAAGAAUCUGGAGUUGAAUUAAUUACUCCAGAUACUGUAUAACCUGCAUAACUUUUUGUCAUGUUUGUAUAAGAAGUAAUUAUUUGCUAGAAACAUUUGAUAAUGUACAAAGUAGUCUAUAAUGACUGUUCAGUACAUUUUUAUAUUUUUUGUUACAUCGAACUUUUUGUAAAUAUACUGGAAGCUUGAUAAUAAAAUGUAUUUCUAUAUCACCAUA